AUGAAGCGGCGCAAUGCGGACUGCAGUAACGUUAAGCUCCGCCGUCCGUUAAAACGGAACCGAAUCGCCGAAGGGAUCCAGAGCAGCACCUUCCUCUACCUGAAGUUCCUUCUGGUGUGGGCUUUGGUGCUGCUGGCAGACUUUGUGCUGGAGUUCCGGUUCGAGUACUUAUGGCCCUUCUGGCUUUUCAUCAGGAGCGUCUAUGACUCUUUCAGAUACCAGGGACUGGCAUUCUCUGUGUUUUUUGUUUGUGUUGCGUUCACAUCAGACAUCAUAUGCCUCCUGUUCAUCCCUAUGCAAUGGCUGUUUUUCGCUGCCAGCACUUAUGUUUGGGUACAGUACGUGUGGCACACAGAGCGGGGGGUGUGUCUGCCCACGGUGUCUCUGUGGAUACUGUUCGUCUACAUCGAAGCAGCCAUUCGGUUCAAAGACCUGAAAAAUUUCCAUGUUGGCCUGUGCCGUCCAUUUGCUGCUCACUGCAUCGGCUACCCAGUGGUGACGCUGGGCUUCGGCUUUAAGAGCUAUGUGAGCUAUAAGAUGCGCUUGCGGAAACAGAAGGAAGUGCAGAAGGAGAACGAGUUCUACAUGCAGCUCCUGCAGCAAGCACUGCCUCCAGAACAGCAGAUGCUACAGAGGCAGGAGAGAGAGGCAGAGGAAGCUGUCUCUAAAGGCAUGUUGGAGGCAGAUUCAACGCUGCUGGCUCAGAACGGAACUCCUGGUACUAAGAAACUGCCGAUUUCUUUCCCGGAGCUGGAGCAUCGGGAGCGAGGCAAAGAGGGCAGCAGUGGCAGAGACAGGGACACCAAGAAACAGCAGCAACAGCACAGUAUAGGAAUAAACAACAAUAUCCUACAGACUGUGGACUCUAAGCUGCAGGAUAUUGAGUUCAUGGAAAACUACCUGAGCAGCAAGAGACUCAACAGUGAGCUGGGAGGUAGUGCUGAGAACCUGCUCAUCAAAGAGGAUUUGAGCAGCACAGGUGGAGGCUCCUCCUCGAAACAUUACAAAAACUCCUCCCCCCGCAGCCACAGCUCCACCAAUGGCAAUGUGCCAUCCUCGUCCACGUCCAGUAGAAGUGAGAAGAAGCAAAAGGGUGUAGGGAAAAACAAUAGCACCCAUCGAGAUGUAAUGGAGAACUAUAUACCCAACAACCAGCUCAGUAAGCCAGAUACUUUAGUGCGUCUGGAGCAGGACAUAAAGAAACUGAAGGCAGACCUGCAGGCGAGCCGUCAGGUGGAGCAGGACCUGCGCAGUCAGAUUGGCUCUCUGGGCAGCGUGGAAAGGAACAUGCGUUCAGAGCUUGGUCAGCUCCGCCAGGAGAAUGAGCUGCUGCAGAAUAAGCUUCAUAAUGCGGUACAGGCCAAACAGAAAGACAAGCAGACCAUUGUUCAGCUGGAGAAACGUCUGAAAGCUGAGCAGGAGGCACGAGCAGCGAUAGAGAAACAGCUAGCCGAUGAAAAGAAGAGAAAAAAGCUGGAGGAAGCAACAGCUGCCCGUGCUGUUGCUCUGGCUGCUGCUUCCAGAGGGGAAUGCACAGACUCUCUGAGGACACGCAUCCGGGAGCUGGAGUCUGAGUGCAAGAAGCUUUCCCAUGAUGUCAAAUUUAAAGAGGAGCAGCUUCGAGAGCUUGAAGGCAAAGCACAGGAGCUGCGCAAGUAUAAAGAGAAUGAAAAAGAUACAGAGGUUCUCAUGUCUGCACUAUCAGCAAUGCAGGAUAAGACCCAGCACUUGGAGAACAGCCUUAGUGCUGAGACCAGGAUCAAGCUGGACCUCUUCUCAGCGCUGGGGGAUGCCAAGAGGCAGCUAGAGAUUGCACAAGGUCAGAUCCUGCAGAAGGACCAGGAGAUAAAGGAACUAAAGCAGAAGAUAGCAGAGGUCAUGGCCGUAAUGCCCAGCAUCACAUAUUCAGCCGACACAAACAACAUGACCCCUGUCACGCCUCACUACUCGUCCAAGUUCAUGGACACCAGUCCCUCCAGCCUGGACCCCAACGCCUCUGUAUACCAGCCAUUGAAAAAGUGAAAGCUUUCCCCUCCCUGCCCUCCGUUUUGUCCUCUAAAUUGACCAGGCUCAGUAUCUGUACCUCUUAAGAGUGUUUUUACACCCCCUCACCCCUCUCAGUAAUCUGUUCUCUGUUAUUGGUGAAUCAGGAGUCGGAAAAGAUAGGAAAAAAGGGAUGUUAUGCUGACUAAAUCUGCCCAGUUUGGAUUUUAGGGUUGUUUUGUAAAGCUACCAGAAAGCUCAGCCAAACCUUUUCCGCAGUUAAGCCACUACAGUCUGUGGCACUUCUGUGUCCCCUCCCAGUUCCUCUGUUAAGGUGUUUCUACCUUUCCCCUCACUUUUGUGUUAAACAUAAGGAAUUUUAAGUGCCAGAGGAAAGGCAGGAUGUUUUUUUUUUCUUCAUGGCAUGUUUAAUGAAUGUAAAAGAAAAGGAAAUAUUACUUCAUGUUUGGUUCUUUUAUUACCAUGAGAUGAGAGUAUUCCUGAUUGACGACACAAUUUGUUUAUCCAGAUGCUGUGACUGUUGAAAGCAUGUUUCGGUUCAGUUAUGACCAUAGUAUUGUAAUUCUGUCAGUGUGGAUCAGGAGACGCGAUUGGUUUUGUAUUAUUAUUCAUCUUUGGAAAUUGAAAUGCUCCGUUCUGCCCCGACACUGUCUGACAAGUCCGUAGUUCACCUGCGUUCCCAGUACGGCGAUGCCGAAGUUGAGGAAGCGGUUCAGAAGAGUCUGAUCGUGAUGUUGUAUUAAUUGAUUAUAUGCUGCAUAAAUAUUUGAGAAUGUUGUAUUUUGCGGUCAGUGCAAAUCCUCUUUAUUACCGGACCAAAUUAAAAUAGAGUUUAGACAAUAUGCAGAGAGCGGAACAUGCACAGUGUGGGUAGCUGAUCUUUCCAGUCAUCAUUUUACGCAGUGCCUUGAAUCUUUUCCGUUUAAAAACACAACAACCCGGAUGAUGUCCUCCCUGGAUCGGCUUGUGCCCAUUAUUUCUCUUUUCAGUUGCGGUACUUCUGUUUAGCUUCCCUGAUGUUUUAUUUGGCCAUGAAUUAUAGAUGUCCUGUAAUGGUCACUGAAAUCAGGCUUACUUUUGUUUCGGUGAACAGUGGUCCUCCGAAUCUACGCUUGUUUACGACUUGUUUACGACAUUUGUAAAAGUAAAAAAAAAAAACUUGCUGAAUGUUUUCAUUUCAGAAAAGCGUGCCAAGUACGGUCCCCAUCAGCACCACCACCAUCAUCAUCAUGUCAGAGGUAGAGAUAUCCAUUGACGAUAGCUUAAGUUACAUGUGACAAAUGCACUGUAUGUGUUCUCUUAGUGCUGGCAAGAUUGGCCUCAUCGUCUGUUACUUAAAAAUCAGCCCACUUUAUGCUACUCGCAUCCUUUACUUCACGUUUUCUUAAAUGAUUGCUCUGAAGUUUGCAUCAUGCAUCAAGCUCGUUUGGAUUAGAUCUUGUUUUGCGACAGGGAUGAUUUGUCAAAUGUUGAAUUUUUACUGUUCCCCUGACUUUUUUUUUUUUUUUUUUUGAGAAGUAUUUCUGUGGAUUGCAGUGGCGUUGUUUUGGGGUCUUUUUUUGUAAACUUUGUGAAGAGUAAAGAAGAAAGCAGUUA
Messenger RNA from Pygocentrus nattereri (red-bellied piranha), 3600 nucleotides. RefSeq names its product macoilin 1a (gene maco1a). Lineage: Eukaryota; Metazoa; Chordata; Actinopteri; Characiformes; Serrasalmidae. The transcript is spliced from 11 exons. Gene Ontology annotation, cellular component: rough endoplasmic reticulum membrane. The record is from RefSeq and is a predicted model, not a curated record. Gene Ontology annotation, biological process: neuronal signal transduction. The coding region runs from base 1 to 2022 and encodes 673 amino acids.